Messenger RNA from Paramacrobiotus metropolitanus, 5305 nucleotides. RefSeq names its product transient receptor potential cation channel subfamily M member 1-like. The record is from RefSeq and is a predicted model, not a curated record. The transcript has 26 exons. Gene Ontology annotation, biological process: monoatomic cation transmembrane transport. Bases 428 to 4981 code for a protein of 1517 amino acids. NCBI's taxonomy places the organism in Eukaryota, Metazoa, Tardigrada, Eutardigrada, Parachela, Macrobiotidae. Gene Ontology annotation, molecular function: monoatomic cation channel activity.
UGCUUACAGUUCGGCCUGGGAAAUCUAAAUCGAAAAUAUUGUGACUGAAAAUCAGUCGACUCUCCACGCUUAAAACUUCUUGGAUGCAGACGGUUUUGAGUUUUGACUAAAUCCUUUUUCCGCGUAAAUAUAUACAUGUUUUCCUUGUGUUUGUCUAAAUCCAUUUUUCGUUCCAUUGCGAACGAAUUAUUUAUGUUACUGCUGGUCGAGUAUUGUUGCACUCUUGGUUUUCUAUUCCAACAGCUACUGUAAUACAAAUGCCUAGAGUAACUUCAUAUUGAAACAAUUUACUGACUGUUUGCGCGCCUUCGAUGGAUGUCCCGACUCCCGACCAAGCUCCGACUAUAAGUCCCGAAGGCUCUACAGAGUAUGCUGUGUCUGGUGGGCAGAAAGCAUCAUAGCUGUGCUAGCCGUGUAAUAUAUUAAAAUGUCCGAGGAUACCAGAAAAGGAACAUUGGACGGUAAGAACCGCUUGGUGAGAAUGGAGAAUGAUUCGCUGCUGGAAAGUCAAGGCCCCAUCACGCCGCUGGACGUCAUCGACCGACUGCAUGAACGGACGCCUCCGGAGGAGAACGUGCAGGACAAGCCGUUCGUCUUCGUCAAUCCGACGGAUCGGCUGGAUUCGCUGGUGUCCAACGUUUUCUACGACUGGAAUCUCCCCUCGCCCGAUAUUAUCAUCAGUCUCAUCAGCGGGACACGCUCUUAUACGGCCUGGAAGCACGGGGAUCACCGGGCCGCCCUGCAAAAGGGAAUAAUAAAGUUGAUAAAAGCGACAGAAACAUGGCUGAUCGACAUUGGGCUGGAUUAUGGCUUAUCGAAGACGAUCGGUGACGCGGUACGCAAUGAGCAAUCCUUCCGGCGUUCGGUCGACCGGAAGGAGGUGUUCGCGCGCGGCUACUUCAAGCGGCGACGUCACGGCAUUACAUUGUUUGGUAUCGCACCUGUUGCUGUUCUCGAAGGAUACGAGACAGAUGAUGACAGUUUGGACAAUUAUGCGCAUCGUCAGGAUAAAUUCGGUUUGAAUGCCUCACACACUCACUAUAUUUUCGUCAAUGGCAAAUAUAAAGAGGCCAAAAAAUUCCGCGUCACAGUCGAACGCGAACUGGCACGGCAGGCAGCAUUGCGAAGAAGCCCGACUCUCCUGCAAGAAAAAAAAACGCCGGAAAGCGACGUGAAGAUGACCGUUAUUCACGAGGCGGUACCGCUAUUGGCUAUUUUAAUCCAGGGCGAUCAUGUGGAGUUGGACCAAGUGUUAGAGUAUCUGCGCAAUGGGUUUCCGGUGCUAAUUAUCAGAGGAACUGGGUUUUUGGCGGAUGUGCUUGCUUUUGCUUUUGAGGAGGGCAAAGACAGACUUACUGCAUCAAAAGACCUGGAGCAACUGAAAUCAGAGUUAUCGAAGAAGCUAUCGCGAUCCUUCUGCGAGGCGUGCAUGCAGUCCGACACCGACCGCAUCGUCAUUCGCGAUAAGAUCGUGGAGUGUGUGCAGCUGGCAGUGCAGGAUGACUGCCGGCUGAUCACCAUAACUGAUUCCAGUGACGAUCUGGUCGACAUCCAGGAUUCGGUGCUGACGGCUAUCUUCGCAUCCCGUAACAAAUCGAUGAAUUCAUCGAAAGAACAGCUCAGGUCUGAUUUCCUCCUGACCAUGCGAUUAAAUAAGCCGGGACUGGCAGAGUCAAAAGUCUUAGCGCGUGAUGAAGCGGGUGUAUUCCAGGUGGAUAACCAGUUGUUCGAAAAAGCUUUGAUCUGGAAAGAUCGCGAACAUUUUAUUGAGCGCUUUCUGGAUGAAGAUUUCUGUAUUCAUAAAUUUCUCAACCAUUCCGUCCUACUGCGACUGUUCCGACGUGGGGAGGAUAACGAAUUCUUUAUCACUGUGGUGUGGGAGCAGCUACCCCGGCAUCAUCACGAUUUUCAAGUGGACGAGUCAUUCGUUACGAUCGGGCUGAAUGUCAUUGUCCAGAAACUGACAGGCUUGACGGAUUAUGUCAGUAUGUUUGAACUGACGUCCAGCUUCUUGGGUCGCUAUGUGGAGGAUGAAUACACUGCUGAACGUAAAGCGAUGAACGCACUGAUGUUGUGGGCACUGCUAAUGAACCGCUUCAAUCUGCUACGUGUUCUGUGGAAGUUCUGCGAAAAUCCCAUCCCGACGGCGCUCUUCAUCAGCGCCAUGUACCGUGGUCUGGCCAAGCACUGUUCGGCGCCGUCGCUAGUCAGUCAGAUCACCGCCAACAGCAGGACUUUCAGCGGUAUGGCCAUCGAUGUGCUGGACAUGAGCUAUAAGGAGUCCCACGCCCGCACUUUCGAUCUACUAAACCAACGGUUUACCGAUUUCAACGACAAGACUGUCCUCAAACUGGCCUACAUGUCCAAAAAUAAGUAUUUUUUGUCACAUGAAGCCUGCCAAGUAUGGCUGAAUUGGUUGUGGAACGGCGGUAUUGAAAUAACCGAAACCUGGGAGUCACGCAUUCCGGAGGAAGUCAAACUGAUUUUGUCGGCCCUCUUCAUCUUUCCUAUCUGCGCGUGGAUUCGGUUUCCCGUGAAGAAUUUUGCGCGACAUAAGUUGGAAUCAAUGGAGGCGCCGGCUGGCGACGUGACAGACAGUAGUCGCGGACCCUCCUAUUCCGUGCGACAGGAGGCGGGCGACCGUUUUCACAUCUACCCGGCUGCCAGCGCUCAGAGCGAAAACACAGAGCGCUUGCUACUGGAUUUGAAAACACUGGAGAGCCGGUGCAAAAAGAAAGCGUCAUACCGUUCCAUCCUGCCGAAAUCCUCCAGCCAUGGUUCGUACGUUAACGGAAUGGCUUUUUGGAAGAAAGUCUACUAUCUGUGGACGACACCGCGGACCAAAUUCUGGAUGUCGCAAGUAUUCUACUGGGUUUAUUUGGGUUUGUUCUCUUUCGCCACUAUCAUGCCCACCUGCAACGACUAUGAUCUGGAUGUGGCGGUAGUCAUCUGGACCUUCUUUAUUCUUUUGGAAAUUCUUCUCAGAACGGUGACGCAGAGCCGGCAUGGCUUUCCGGUGAACUUAUUCCGCCGAGCGUUGGAGAUUGUGUUUAUGAGCUCAUUUGUUUUGUUCGUCUCUAUCAUGAAACUGCAGUUUGGAUUAUUGCGUCCCCAUUACAUGCGAGCAUGGAUGGCAGUUGGUCUGCUGUACAUGUAUUACAGGAUGAUGUCAGAAUUUUUCCCUAUGAACGCCGUGCUUGGGCCGAUGUUGUAUCGUAUCAAACGGAUGGUUUGCGUUGAUUUUUUCCUCUUCGUCCGCUUAUCCAUGCCUUUUGUGUUAGCCAAUAUGUUUGCUCUGCAAGCUGUGAUGUAUCCGGACCUUCCGCUGGGUGCAGAGACCAUUCGCAAAGGGUUCUACCGAGCAUUCUUUACGCUUUUUAUCUCCUUUGUUUCGGAAAUCGACCGAAAAGAGGACUGCGAGGAAACGCGAUUGACCAAUACGACGGACAUGUGCUGGGUCGGCGAUUAUGCCAAUCCUCACUGCCCGCAUAUUGGAUUCUCCACAUAUGCCCUCAAUAUCCAGUUCCUAGUUAUUAUGCGGUUAAUCCUUGUCGUCCUGCUUAACGCACUUUUUGCUGCCACGAUGAUCAAGGUGAAAGAGGACGCUGAACACAUUUUUAAGUACGAGCGCUACGGCACCGUGCUGGAUUUCGCCUCGCGGCCAGCGUUGCCGCCACCAUUAACGUUUUUCAAUUACCUCUUCAACGGAACCGUGCUGGUUAUGUCCAAGUUCAAUCGCAUGAACGAUCGGCAGAAGGCGAAUCUGACGACACUGCGCAUGGUGAAACUUAUCGAGAAGAAAGCCGCCGAGAAGCGUUCAACCAAUUCCUACAGUUACUGGAUGGGACUGACCAAGGAAUAUUACCGCAAAAAGGUCAAGGAGGAUAAGGAGAAGAAAGCCAUGCAAGAGAAUAUCACCCGGUUGAAGAGUAUGGCAGAAGAGCAGAAAUUGGCGAAGAAUCUGAUCAACCGACUGAGUGACAAGAUAAAAGAAGGGGAACAGAAAUUGAUCGCUUACAUGGAGUCUAUCAAGAACGGAAUGGAACGGAAAGAUAUUCCCAAAGAAAGCCAAUCGUGCGUUAACGUACUCAGUCGGGUUUCGCCCUAUCCCGGGACGGACAUCAAACGCUACUUGGUUGCCGAUCACGAUGUCCUGUGGCCGGUCAAGAUGGACAUCUAUGAGCCACCGUAUUACUCAAAACCAGUGGAAGAUUUCCCGACUGAUGAGCAGCCUUUUACCGAUCCGGUCAUCACUGUUAACAUUAACGCUUUAUCCACCGAUCCACUGCUGCGCUGCUGGAAUUCUACAUGUCUGGUCGGGGACAUAUUUGUCGAUCGGCGGAGUAUCUUGAAAGGGCUUGACGGGGAAAAUUUGAUGUAUGGACUGGCUGAAAAUGGACUGCCUCGAAAUCCCGUGGGACGAACCGGAUUGUGUGGCCGCGGCUGCCUGCACCGCUACGGACCAAAUCAUCGCGUGAAAACCGUGGUAUCACGUAUGAAAGAUGGGAAGCUGAUGGUGCUAGUGGCUAAGGGAUAUCCGGCGGAAGUUCCCGUCCUUUUUCCUAAAAUCGCGCUGACGGGAGGAAAAAGCGUUUUCGAAGCUGUCUGCGAGAUAUUCGCCUCCAUGUUGGUACCGGUGGAGGAUAUGGAAGCCAAGGGAACGCAGUGGGAAACACCCUAUAGUGUGGAAGAGAUGCAUUCGGCGUUGCAAGCGAUGGCAAGUGAAGGGGCGGAGACAAACACGGAUCACUGUCUGGAGAUUGAGGAAAUUUACGGCGGCUACCAAGACGAUCCCAAGAACACCGACAAUGCCUGGCUGGAGCUCUUCGUCUGGCACGUCCACAUUUUACCGGACGCGGCCUUCGCGCGCCAGCGCCACGAGAAAUAUGUAUGGAAGGAACCCGUCACCAUUCGCAACGCCAGUCCCAUGGAGGAACGCAUCCUGGAGAUGGUCGUAAACAAGAAAGGCUCGGAAGACUGAUUUGAAUUUAAUAUUGCCCUGAAUUUUAUUUUCCCGGUGUGUUUCAGUUUUUUACUUGUUUGCUGUUGAAAAUUUGUUGUGUUUCGAAGCUGCAGCCGGUUAAAAGUGUUUUAUGUGAGGCACCUGGGGAUUUGUUUCUUUUUCCGACUGGCCGCUUCAUUCUGACGGUAAAAUAACUCAAAUUGUUAGAAAAACUGCGUAACACCAGUUAACAAUUCUACUUCCCCCUAGCUAUACGCUUGAGUAUGCGCCGAUGCGGGGUAGUUUGCUCAAUAUAUUUCUGACAUCUUUUAGCAACUAGGAAAAUGCACCGAUUGGUUCACU